Argentina anserina (silverweed cinquefoil) is the source of this 1608-nucleotide messenger RNA. RefSeq names its product RAN GTPase-activating protein 1. NCBI's taxonomy places the organism in Eukaryota, Viridiplantae, Streptophyta, Magnoliopsida, Rosales, Rosaceae. The record is from RefSeq and is a predicted model, not a curated record. Gene Ontology annotation, molecular function: GTPase activator activity; protein binding.
AUGGAUUCUACAGCAGAAACUUUCGAGCAUCGGCUGUCAUUCAAAUUAUGGCCUCCUUCUCAGGGCACGAGAAUUUCGCUUGUAGAACGGAUGACCAACAAUUUUACCACUCCAUCGAUGAUUUCUCGAAAUUUUGGUCUGCUCAGUAAACAAGAGGCUGAGGAGGAGGCCAGGAAAAUUGAAGCACUAGCCUUUGCAGCUGCAGAGCAACAAUUCGAGAAGGAAGCAAGUGGUGAUGGAAGUUUUGCGGUGCAGGUGUAUGCCAGAGAUUCAAGUCAGCGUAUGAUGGAAGUUAUGAAAAGAGGGCCCAAAAUAAAGGAAGAUGAUGAGAAAUCUAUCUCUGUUGUUGAAAGUGUCUUUGAUAUCUCUGGUGGUCGCAUAUCUUUUAUUGAUGCAGAAGAGGCUGAAGAGCUUUUCAAACCACUAAGGGAGCACGGAAACUGCUAUACUAAGAUAUGUAUGAGCAAUAUAAGCUUUGGUUUAGAUGCAGCUCAUGUUGCUGUACCAAUCCUAUCUUCCAUCAAACAUUAAUUGAAAGAAGUGGUUUUGUCAGAUUUUAUUGCUGGAAUGUCAGAGACAAAAGCUAUUGAAGUCAUGAAUUUGUUUUCUUCGGCCCUGGAAGGAUGUAUUUUGAGGUAUCUGAACAUUACAGACAAUGCCAUGGGCGAGAAGGGUGUUAACGCAUUUGAGGCCCUUCUGAGAUCACAAAGUAAUUUGGAGGAACUUUAUUUGAUGAAUGAUGGUAUUUCAAAAGAAGCUGCAAGAGCAGUUUCUAAGUUCAUUCCAUCCACGGAGAAGCUUAAAGUCCUUCAUUUCCACAAUAAUAUGACCAGACAUGAAGGGGCAAUGGCCAUCUCUGAUAUAGUGAAGCGGUCACUUGUCUUGGAGGAUUUCCGUUGUUCAUCGACAAGGGUGGGCUCUGAAGGUGGUGUAGCUUUAGCUAAAGCACUUGGGACUUGCACACAUUUGAAGAAGCUUGAUUUGCGUGACAACAUGUUUGGUGUAGAAUAUGGUGUUGCUUUGAGUAAAGUCCUAUCUGCUUUUACAGGUCUUAUUGAAAUUUACCUCAGUUAUCUUAACUUGGAAGAUGAAGGAACAGAAGCCAUUGCCAAUGCUCUGAAGGAUUCUGCACCUUUGCUUGAAGUUCUGGAACUGGUUGGAAAUGAUAUCACACCCACAUCAGCUGCUGCUUUGGCUUCUUGUGUAGAAGCAAAACAAUUCCUUACCAGAUUAGUUUUGACAAAGAAUGAGCUGAAGGAUGAAGGUGCAAUUUUGAUCAGUAAAGCAUUGGCAGAGGGUCAUGUUCAAUUAACUGAGGUUGAUUUGAGCUCUAAUCAAAUUAGAAGGGCUGGGGCAAGACUUUUGUCUUAGGCUCUUGUAAACAAGCCUGGGUUCAAGUUGCUGAACAUAAAUGGUAACUUCAUAUAUGAUGAAGGGAUUGAUGAGGUAGUGGAUAUGUUUAAGAAUUCCCCACAUCUGCUUGGGCCUUUGGAUGAGAAUGACCCUGAAGGUGAAGAAUUUGAUGAUGAGGAUGAAGAUGAAAGUGCUGAUUAUGAGGUUGAAUUGGAAUCAAGGCUCAAGGGCCUUAAAAUAAAGCAAGAGGAGUAG